CUAUCGGCGCAUUAAUUCUUGCAGUAGCUGCCGUUCAAUGUGUACUAUGUUAGUGGUGUAAGUAAAAAUGUCGAAUUGAACUCGUCUUAUCUCGCUCAAGUCUUGAGUAAAUAACUUUACUGUACAAAUUCUCCCUGGAACGUUGCCGAUUGAGGAACAAUCGUUUUAUUUUCUGCUGUUCAUUGAACUCCUUAUUUUGACUAAAUAAUGUGUAAUAACAUUUGUGCUCAACGAUAUUCGCCGAAUCUCGUGACCCGUGUGCGAUUUAAAAAAUUAGAAUGCCGAUCCAGAUAAGAGCCUCGAAAGAAGUGAGCAUUUGGACCAAAGACUAAAUUCCAUUGCGCCAUUCGGAUGAGACCAAUCUUGUUCGAUACACGAAAAUGUGAAAAGGAGAUUUCGUGUAAAAUUCAUACGCGCAUGUAGAGAAGCGCUGCCUAUUAUGUUGAUCGGUAUUAGUCGCGAAGAAAAAUGAAGAGGAGGGAGCUUGUUAUGUCAAGGAUGCCCGAUAUAAGUACGCGGGUUUACAAAACAGAGACUUAGUUGUUUAAAACAACGGUUUUCUUGAAGUCAUCACUGUGAAGCAUGUCUGCCUUGAACGACAGUGUCAUUUCAAAAUUAUUUGAUUCUUAAUUUAACUAUAGUUUGCGUUAAUAAUCGAAAAAAUUCCGUUAUUUUAAAUAAUCCUUUAGUCUCAAUAAGUACUUCAACAUAUCUACUCUAAACAUUUUAUAUGGAAUAUCUUGACAUACACUAAUAUAAACUGUAUCGGUUUAUUUGGUACAAAAUUAAUUAAAUAUACUAUGUAUAAGGCAAAUGAUUGGGAUUUUGGCAUGCAACACGAUAGUGGAUCAGAGAGUGCCCCAUUACUCUCUUCAGAAUCUCAUACAAGCAUAGAAUCUACUAUAUUUAAUGAUUCAGAAACGAGUGACUUUGAAUGUACACCUACCAGUACAUAUUUCAAAUAUGGUAGUUUGGAAGCUUGUAAUGUUAAUUCCCCAGUAACUGUAGUACCAAAGAGACCACCACCCAUCACUCAAAAACACACAGCAAUUAUAUUAUUGACCAACUCCUGUCCACUAAAUGUAACACAACACAGAUGUUAUGACAUUCAUAAUACUGAUCUGAUAUUUAAUAAUGACACAUGUGAAUCAACUGGUAAAAAGUCUUUGCUGAAUGAUUUUACAAGCAGAUAUUUAUCUCCAUCAUUGGAACAGGAAAGUACACGUAACACAUGCGAGGAGAAAUCAAAGCAAAGUUCUCUAGUAACUGUGUUUGCAAUAUGGAAUACCAUAUUAGGUUCAUCAUUAUUAACAAUACCAUGGGGUAUUCAAAUGGCUGGUUUUUUCCCUGGUAUUAUUCUCAUACUUGUAAUGAGCGGAUUAUGUUCGUACACUGCUUAUUGUCUUCUUCUUGUACACAAAUAUCAUGGUGGGCAUAAGGGUGUAGAAGUAAUUUAUUUAAGCCGAGUAUACUUGAAUAAAUGGGCAGAAUAUAUCGCUAAAUCUUUUAGCAUUACUGUGUUACUUGGUGCAACUAUUGCAUAUUGGAUACUAAUGUCUAACUUUCUGUAUAAUUCUGUAAAUUUUAUAUAUGAUAGUAUAAAAGAAACUGAUGUAUCUUUAGUAAGCAAUAAUUCUUAUUCAUCAGAAAUAUUGUGUCCAAAGAAACUGUCCAAUAGUACAAAUACUGUAGUUCAUGAGUAUACAUACAGCUCUUUAGGACCAUUUUGGGAUUUAUAUAAAACAGUUCCUAUAUUUCUUGGUUUAUUAAUAUUUCCAAUUUUGAAUUUUAAUAGCCCCACUUUCUUUACAAAAUUCAAUUCUCUUGGAACCGCAUCAGUUAUAUAUUUAAUUGCAUUUGUCUUGGUGAAAACUACAUCAUGGGGUGUAAACAUGGAACAAUCAGAUUGGGAAAUUAGUUGGACACUCAAGAUCUCAUUUCCUGCUCUUUCUGGGAUGCUAGCAAUGUCAUUCUUUAUCCAUAACAUUAUAAUUACUAUAAUGCAAAAUAAUCAUGAUCAAAGUAAAAAUGGAAGAGAUCUUUCAUUUGCAUAUUCACUUGUCACACUAACUUACAUUAUAGUUGGUGUAGUGUUUUAUGUAUGUUUUCCACUUAGUAAAUCGUGCAUCGAAGAUAAUCUAUUGAAUAACUUUCAAAAAUGGAGUGGUUUAACAGUAGGUGCACGAAUCGUUCUACUCUUCCAGUUGUUAACAGUUUAUCCAUUACUUGCUUACAUGCUACGUAUUCAAUUGCUUUCUUCCAUAUGUAAAACAUUUAAUACAGGUUGUGUUCUUUUAGUUAAUAUUAUCUUAGUAUGCAUAUGCAUUCUUUUUGCAGUUUUUGUUCCAUAUAUUGGUACAAUAAUACGGUUUACAGGUGCUUUGAGUGGUUUCGUCUAUGUAUUUACAUUACCGAGUUUAUUGUAUCUAGCAAUUUUGAAAGAGCAAAAACGACUGUCAUUAUUUGUUAUGAUUCUGCAUAUAAGUAUACCACUAUUUGGCUUUCUUAAUCUGCUUGCACAGUUUUUUGUUACAGAAUCAUGAAUGUGACGUUUUUCUCAGCAGUAUAAUUAGAAAGUAUGAAAUGCAUGUUA
Molecule: messenger RNA, 2593 nt
Organism: Megalopta genalis
Lineage: Eukaryota; Metazoa; Arthropoda; Insecta; Hymenoptera; Halictidae
Source: RefSeq, a predicted model, not a curated record